Molecule: messenger RNA, 3574 nt
Organism: Sturnus vulgaris (Common starling)
Lineage: Eukaryota; Metazoa; Chordata; Aves; Passeriformes; Sturnidae
Gene: USP36
Product: ubiquitin specific peptidase 36
Biological process (GO): protein deubiquitination; regulation of apoptotic process
Cellular component (GO): nucleus; cytosol
Molecular function (GO): cysteine-type deubiquitinase activity
Source: RefSeq, a predicted model, not a curated record
AUGAUCGCGGAGAAGCUGCGGGAGGCGCUGGAGCCGGGGCGGCGGGAGGCGGCGGCGGAGCUGGGCCGGCCUCUGGCCGCCGCCGCCCGCUCCGUGCUGCUGCAGCGCAUCGAGUUCGCGCCCGCCCGCCGCGGCCUGGCCGGGCAGCUGCAGCGUCUGCGGGGCAAGUACGAGCACAUCGGGGCCGAGGCCCCCCGCCGCCCGCUCGGCACCACCGUGGAGCGGGUGGAGGGUCCCCCCCGUGCUGCUAUCCCCGCUGACUCUCUGCUCCCCACAGGACACGGCCAUGCCCUGCCCGGUCCCACGGGUGACGGCAUCCCCGCCCCGCAGAAGGUGCUCUUCCCAGCCCAGAGCCUCUCCAUGAAGUGGGAGCGGGUCCACCGUGUGGGUGCCGGGCUCAGUAACCUGGGGAACACCUGCUUCCUAAACUCGGCGCUGCAGUGCCUGACCUACACACCGCCGCUCACCAACUACCUGCUGUCCCGGGAGCACGGGCGCACCUGUGCCCACGGAAGCUUCUGCAUGAUGUGCACGAUGCAGAACCACACGAUACAGGCUUUUGCCAACAGCGGCAAUGCAAUAAAGCCACUCUCCAUCAUCCGAGACCUCAAGAAGAUUUCCCAUAACUUGCGCUUCGGCAGGCAGGAGGACGCACACGAGUUCCUGCGUUACACCAUCGAUGCCAUGCAGAAGGCCUGCCUGAAUGGCUACACCAAGUUGGAUCGCCAGACCCAGGCCACAACUCUGGUUCACCAGAUCUUCGGUGGUUACCUGCGGUCCCGUGUGAAAUGUUUGGAGUGCAAGACUGUCUCGGAUACCUAUGACCCUUACUUGGAUGUGACACUGGAGGUCGAGCGAGCUGCAAACAUCGUGCGGGCCCUGGAGCUGUUUGUGAAGCCAGAGCAGCUGGGUGGGGACAACGCUUACAGGUGUAGCAUGUGCAGGAAGAAAGUUCCAGCCAGCAAACGUUUCACCAUCCACCGAGCCUCCAACGUUCUCACGAUUUCCCUGAAGCGCUUUGGCAGUUGCAGCUCUUCAGGUGGAAGGAAAAUCACCAAGGACGUGGGAUACCCUGAGUUCUUGGACAUCCGCCCUUACAUGUCUGAGCCCAAGGGCGAUCCCAUCACCUAUGGACUCUAUGCAGUGCUGGUGCACUCUGGAUACAGCUGCAAUGCAGGGCACUACUUCUGCUAUGUGAAGGCCAGCAAUGGGCAGUGGUAUCGAAUGAAUGACCAUGAGGUCCGCCCCAGCAACAUCAAGGUUGUUCUGAACCAGCAGGCCUAUGUGCUGUUCUACCUGAGGCUGUGCAGCCCCAGGAAGAGCUCAGCAGGGCCCAUGGCCACGGCUGCCCUCAGCCUGCCCAGCUGCACUGGCAGUGACUCCAAGCUCAUGAAGAAAACUGAGAUUAACGGGGCCCUGUCUGUGCCACCGAUGGGCCUGAAGCAAGACAAGCUGCUGGGGAAGGGGCUGCCAGGCCCAGGUGAUGUUGGAGUGCCUGUCGCCCGCAGCUUUCCUGGGAUAGGAUCAAAGCUGACAAACGGAAUUGCUCUGUCAAAGCUGCCCUCUCAGACGCCAUCAUCCAAACUGCCCCACAAAGCCACCCCACUGGGCUGUGACACAGUCCAGAGGCCCAAGAAGCCACAGACACCUGGCAUGCCCAGAGCAGGCUUCCAUGCCACCAGCACCAUGAGUGGGGCCAAAGCAGGGCUGCCCCCACAGGGCUCAGCCAGUGAGAAGCCACCUACCUCAUCCAAGCUGCUGAAGUGCAGUCAGGAGCCCAGUGGGGCGAUGGCCAGGAUCCUGCAGAAGGAUUCCCAGGGCAGCACAGUAGGGCAGCUGCCCAACGAGACCCACAAGGCCAGGAGCAAUUCCAGCAGCUUCUGCACCUCUCAGGGAAAGGACUCUGGCACCCACCUGCCCACUGGCCUUGGCACCAAGCCAGCUGUCUCUAAAGACUCUGACCUGGCUGCCCCCAAAAGCUCCGGGACAGCCACGGUAAAACCCUCCCUGCUGGGCAGUGCCACGCUGAACUGGGGCAGCACCACAACUCCACUGCUGGCUAAGAAACCAGUGCUCUCAGCCAGAAAGGGCAAACCCUCUCAGAAGGUGAGCAUGAAUGACCACCAAGCACAGUCCCAGCCCUCAGCCACCACCCAUCCUGACUCCACUCCUGGACCUCUGGACAAGUCCAGCAGGAACACGGGAUCUGGCCAGCUGGAACCAGAGCGUUCCUGCAGAAAGAAGCGUCGGAAGAGGAAGCAUCGUAGCACGGACAGGAGCCCUUGUGCUGUGGCUGUGAAGGACGUGGAUGAAGUCUCCAGUCCUCCCAAGAAGGAGAGAAUUGUUUCUCCAGAGGGCUUCAAGGACAAAGACUCCAGGUCCCCCAAGAAGGAGGACGUUGGCUCUCGGAAGGACUUCAUUGAUAAAGACUCCAGGCCCCCCAAGAAGAAAAUUGUCUCUCCAGGGGACAUCAUGUCUGUCAUGGGGAAGGAGGUGGCAGACAAGGGUCCCAGCCAUGGUCCAGUCUGUCAGGACAUGAAGAGUGGGCCCAAGCAACAUGUGCCAGAGCCCAGUAUUGACCUGGCCAUGGAGCCAACUUUCCUUCUCAAGAGGAAGAAGAAGAAAAAAAAGAAUAGGAGUAAAGACAGGCCUUUGAAGAAGACAGAAGAGUGCAGCUCUGGGAUGCUGUCUUCAGACAGCUCCGGGACAACUGAGGCAGAGCCCUGUGAGACACAUCAGAGCGUGGAGGCUGGAGAGCACAAGCACCGCAAACGCAAGUGGAUGGAAAGCCUGGCUGCCAACACUGUCCCUGCCACCACUACCAGCACCCCAGUGGCAGCACAUCCCAGUGACAACCAGACUGAGGAUCAGAGGCACUCCGUGGCUGCCCUGAGCCCUGUGGCCAGCAGUUGGGCUGGCACAGCCCCUGAGGGCCAGGAGUCCAGCGUGGUGGACAAGCUGCUCCAGAAUUCCUUGGACAGGGCUUACGGCAAACAAGUCCUGACCUGGCAAGGUGAAAUUUCGGCCGUGAGCCAGGAUGCCAUUCGAGACACAGCACUGGCCCAAAGCAAGACCGUCAUUGAUGAGUGGGACCAGGAGUUUGACAAAGGAAAGGUAAAGAAAAUGAGGAAGAUGAAGCAGGAGCGGAGGAGAGACUCCAAUCCGUUCCAGAAGUUGCAGAACAAGCGCAACUUCUGGUUGAUGUCACAUCCUGCCAAGAUGGCCAGCUUGGGCCACCGGCUCUCAGGGUGAGAUCUGCAUCCCCGACUGCUCAGGGAGCAGUCCCAGGUCAAGGACCGAGGGCAGCACUGUCCUGGGAGCUGUUGGUGGACCACGCUCAGAGGGGAGGGAACACAGCUGCAGCCCUGGGCUUGUGCCUUUUCCACCGGGGAGCUGCUUUUCCAGCUGCAGAGGAGCCUGCCCACUCUGCCUUGCCUCCAGCCUGCCUCGGCCAGGCUCCUGGUCAGCGUCUCCGUGCCUCUUGCCCUCCUUCCCCCAGCCCGCAUCUGCGGGGGCUCCUGGCAAGUGCCUCAAGCCCAUCCCUGUUGCUCCGUGCUGCUGUGCCUCCCCUUCC